Tetrahymena thermophila SB210 is the source of this 612-nucleotide messenger RNA. RefSeq names its product DNA replication complex GINS protein PSF3, putative. Gene Ontology annotation, biological process: mitotic DNA replication initiation. The record is from RefSeq and is a predicted model, not a curated record. The transcript has a single exon. Gene Ontology annotation, cellular component: GINS complex. NCBI's taxonomy places the organism in Eukaryota, Ciliophora, Oligohymenophorea, Hymenostomatida, Tetrahymenidae.
AUGACAUAUUAUGAUAUAGAUGAUAUACUUUCAGAAGAUGAGAAAGUUAAUGUUAAAUUUAAUGAAAAUUGCAUCGGAAUAGGAUUUCUUGAUUAGCAUCAAGAAUAUUCAGAAGGUAAAGACAUACCCAAAGAUACUGUGCUAGAAAUGCCAUUUUGGCUUGGCGUUUAAUUAGCUUAAACAAUCAGUGUAAGUAAACAGUCUAAUUUCGAAGAAGAUACACCCAUCGCAGUCUUAGAAAUACCAAAAAUCUAUCGUAGCUAAUUUUAAAGUAGUCUUUUAGCUGACCCUACUGUAAUUAAUUUGAGAGAAAAGAGCAACUACUUUUACGAAUUUGGAUUAAAGAUGGCAGAAUACUUAGAAGAUCCUAAGUUAAUAGAUAUUUUGAUUUGCGUUUAUCUUAAAAGAGCUAAGUAAUUUGCGAAGCUUUCAUUUAGUUUGAUAAUUUAGCAGUGUGAUGAUAUGAUUUUAAGAAUGACCCAUAGUGAACUCAGUAUAUUUAACAGUGGAAGAAAAAUAUCUAUGGAACUAAGAUAGUAGAAAUUUGAUGAAACUCAAAAUAGUCAUUAUAACUAAAUUUUUACAAAGUUAAAAAGAAUUAAAGCAAAUUGA